AUUUCAAAACGACCAGCCUGUGAGGGCAACAUCUUCAAUACCUAGGCAAUCUCAUCACAGCAGUACAGCAGUGACAUUUGGAGGAGGAGAAGCGAAGAGUUGACGAAGAUUCAUCGUGAAAAGGGGAUUGUUCGUCAUCACUAGGUCUAUUCUCAACAUGUCUCGCAGCGCUGCUUCGCUCUUUGCCUCUAGUUCAUCCACCGCUCUCCGUCCACAAUGUCGAGGAUAUUUCGCUCAGGCAGGUAGUAGCAGUACUUCUCAUCGACCGAUACCUGCCUGUCGACCCGUCACCAUCUCCUGUCAUCGACAACAAUCUACAUCCCGAUUUCUCUCACACGACACACCAGAAUCCCCAUUGGCAAGUUCUUCAGCACAACCUUCUCCCCCCGCUGUCGAACGACUGUUUUCCCCUGGAUCCUCUUCUGCUACUGGGGCCGAAAGUUUCCAGCGCAGAACCCACACACCCAAGGGCUCAAAUCACGCUACCCCCCUUACGACUUCAGCCAAUCAAACCACAACGCCCGAGGCUGCACAAAAAUUCUUGAAAGAUUUACUAUCCCUUCCUCCCGAUCGUCAAUUCUCACCGUCCCUCAGUAUCCAGAUCGUCACUCAUAAAUCAUAUCAAUGGACGAACAUGAGAUCGGCACCUCGACCCCAGCACUAUCCGCGAGACAGAUCGACUUCAGCACAGAUCCUCAAUCUUAGUGGAAGAUCGAAACCUUUCGAACACCCCUUUGGCUCGGCACCACUAGACGACGACGGUGCUUGGUAUGCUGCGCAUAAUGGUCGACUUCAAUUUCUUGGCAGGAGAGCUAUAGCGACAUAUCUCCCACUGUUCAUCCACUCGAGCUUGAGACACGGAGGAAUGCGUCUUGGGGAUCUCGAUCUCCUGGGUAAAAAAACACUAGCUCGAAGAAUCGACGAUAUCCGAGAGACGGCGAAUCUUGGAAGGUUUGUGGGAGAAAGUUGGAAUAUCAGACAGGUCAUGCGAUCUGAUCUCAAUCAGAACGCCAUUUCAACCUCAUUCCAAACCAUUCAAGGAUCAGUGGUCGAAGCCAUUGUUGGCGCAGUCUUUUCCGAGUUUGGAUCACCAGCCGCUCAAAGAUUGUUCCAUUCACGUGUGCUUCCGAAACUUGUCGAUGCCGAUGCGAAGUUGUUCGCAGACCCAUACUUGAGGGAAAAGAUCACGGCGCUCAAGGAACAAAUCAAGGUCGAAUGCAAAGGAGGAUUCUUGAUCCCUUCAGAGGGGCUCAAUAGGGCUUCGGCUUCGGCUUCGGCUCCGGCUCCGGCUCAGAGCCAUCCUAUGUCGAUGCUGGCUGGUGGAACGACUGCCCCCGAUGGCUCAGACGUGGCGGCCGAACUCGAAGAGGAAGAGUAUGUCAUGGAGAAAAGGUUCGCAAUGGGUUAAAAGAUGAAGAACAAGAACGUAUACUGUAAUACCUAGAGCCUGACUCUCAGAGUCUAAUGCUCCUCCAUUUGCAUUGCAUCAUUACGACAG
Molecule: messenger RNA, 1498 nt
Organism: Kockovaella imperatae
Lineage: Eukaryota; Fungi; Basidiomycota; Tremellomycetes; Tremellales; Cuniculitremaceae
Exons: 3
Coding region: 158-1408 (416 amino acids)
Biological process (GO): RNA processing; mitochondrial translation
Cellular component (GO): mitochondrial large ribosomal subunit
Molecular function (GO): structural constituent of ribosome; ribonuclease III activity
Source: RefSeq, a predicted model, not a curated record